This is a messenger RNA of Tricharina praecox, 1853 nucleotides long. RefSeq names its product putative cytochrome P450 oxidoreductase. Gene Ontology annotation, molecular function: monooxygenase activity; oxidoreductase activity, acting on paired donors, with incorporation or reduction of molecular oxygen; iron ion binding. NCBI's taxonomy places the organism in Eukaryota, Fungi, Ascomycota, Pezizomycetes, Pezizales, Pyronemataceae. The transcript is spliced from 3 exons. The coding region runs from base 172 to 1737 and encodes 521 amino acids. The record is from RefSeq and is a predicted model, not a curated record.
GGCGACGUGCAUUGCCAAAGAUGCCAGCCAUCGAGGGGAAAUCUACAUAAAUACGCUGCCGCCGCGCAAAGUGCAAUAUUCGCUUCCAUCUUGUUCGUCACAGACACAGUCACACACGCCCAACAGCAGCCUGCCCCUCCCUCCUCCUCCUCCCCCUCCUUGUCCUUCACCAUGGGCGCCGAUCUCCCUGAUACAAUCCUCACAAACCUCUCGGUCGGCUUCUUCGUCCGAGGGGUGAAAGCGUACCCUUUCCACAUUCUUGCCGGCAUCAUCGUGCUUCGUCUGCUCUACAACAAGUUCUGCCGCGGUAUCACCAAGGUUCCCGGACCCGCUUUAGCCGCCUGGACCGGUCUCUGGCGGUUCGCCGACGUCAACAAGGGUGACGCACACAACACGGCCAUCAGACUCCACAAGGAGCACGGAAAACUCGUCAGGAUCGGUCCCAGCCAUGUCUCCGUCAACGACCCCGCUGCCAUCCCGGUCAUCUACGGACUCAAGUCGGGAUUCACCAAGACCGCCUUCUACCCCAUCCAAUGCAUCAGCUGGAACAAGAAGCCGCAGAUGAACCUCUUCUCCACCCGCGACGAGCAGUACCACCGCGACCAGAAGAAGCUCGUGGCCAACGCCUUCUCCAUGACCGCACUUCUCGACAUGGAGCCGUACGUGGACGCCUGCACGACGCUGCUGAUGUCGCAGCUCGACUCGCGCACCAAGUCUGUCGACCUCGGCGAGUGGCUGCAGUACUACGCCUUCGACGUCGUUGGCGAACUCUGCUUCAACAAGAAACUCGGCUUCCUCGAGACCGGCGGCGACGUCGACGGCAUGAUGGGCACCAUCGCCGGCAUCCUCGAGUACGCGGCAAAGAUCGGACAGAUCCCAGAGCUCCACCACAUCCUCCUCGGCAACCCGCUGUUCCCCAUCCUCCUGCCUAGCAUGGAGACCUGGAACUCCGUCCUCACGUUCACCCUCAAGGCUAUCAACACCCGCUGCUCGAUCCAGCGCAACGGCGAGCUCGAGGUCAAGAAGGACCAGGUCGGCGGCAAGGACAUGCUUUCCAAGUGGGCGUCGGCCAAGCUCGGCGAUCCCCUCAAGAUCGGCACUCGGGAUGUCAUCGUGCACCUGAGCACCAACGUCUUUGCCGGCUCCGACACCACGGCCAUCGCUCUCCGCGCCAUCGUGUACCUGCUCCUCAAGAACCCCUCGAAGAUGGAGAAACUCCUCGCGCAAAUCGACGCCGCCGACGCGGCCGGCCUUCUCAGCAACCCGGUCUCGUACAAAGAAACGCAAACGCACCUCCCGUACUUCGGCGCAGUAAUGAAGGAAGCGAUGCGAGUGCACCCUUCUGUCGGCCUUCUCCUCGAGCGCCACGUGCCCGCAGGCGGCGCCACGAUCUGUGGCGAAUUCAUCCCUGGCGGCACGAUCGUCGGCAUCAACGCGUGGGUCCUGCACAACAACGCGCAGGUGUUCCCUAACCCGGAAAAGUUUGAGCCCGAGCGCUGGUUGGAGAGCUCCGACGAGAAGCUCACCGAGAUGGAGAGGAGCUUUUUCGCCUUCGGAGCGGGGUCAAGGACUUGCAUCGGCAAGAAUAUCUCGCUCAUGGAAAUGUCAAAGGUUGUCCCGCAGCUGCUGAGGGAGUUUAAGGUAUCCCUGGCGGACCCCGGGAAGGAGUGGAAGACCAGGAAUAUGUGGUUCGUUCAGCAGAGCGGGCUGGUGUGUAACCUGGAGAGGCGCAAGUAGUGGGUGUCACGGUGUGAUUUAUUGAUCGGUCGAUGGAGCGUUGGGUUUUGUGAUUGCGGGGGUUUUGUCGGUUUUAUCUUUUUAUGAGUUUCUUGUACAUACAUACCAUUUCGAGC